AUGGUAGUCAUUUUUCUAUCACUUUUACAUAUCUCAAAUUCAGGACAAUGGAUAUUUGGUGAAUUUAUGUGCAAAAUAAAUGUAUUUUUUCAACAGUUUGUACUUCUUAUAUCAAUUCUUUCUUUAUUAUUAAUGUGUGCUGAAAGAGCUAUUGGUAAAAAUAGUUUAUUAAAAAAUGUUAUAAGUAAAAAUAAUAUAUAUUUUUGUAUUUUUGGAAUUUACAUCAUUUCAAUUAUAUGUUGUAUUCCAUUAUUUCUUAAAGAUUUUGUUACUUUACCAGAUAGAUAUCAUUUUCAAUGUCUUUUAAAUGGACAAGCACCUAUAGGUUAUACAUAUUUUAUGAUUUUUUUAUAUAUCAUAAUUACAUUAACAAUAGGAAUUGGACUUAUUUUAAUAAGAAUACAAAAACAUGUUCAUAGAUCACUUCCUAACUCACAAGAAGAAUAUGGAAGAUUUAUUAAUGAAACAAGAGAAUUACAUGAAAAUACAAAUUUAACAAAAUUAACAGUCUAUCUUUUAAUAACAUAUGCUAUAUUACAAUUACCAUAUAUAAUAUUAAUUUUUUAUAAUAGAUUUAAAGAAGCUUCUCUUUAUGAAUCAUCAACAUCAUUUAUUUCAAUAUAUUCUGAUUUUGAAACAUUAAUAACAUUUUUAAGAUUUAUGUUUCCUUUUAUAUCAGCUAUAAUAAUAUCAUUUCGUUGUUUUGAUAUAUGGGUUAAAAUAGUUAAUUUAAUAUGUUGUCGUAGAACAGGACCUAUAACUAUAAAUCAAUGGAAUAAUAAUAUGAAUGCUACAAAUAAUAUUAAUCAACAAACAUUUUUUUCUGGAAAUUGUGAUAAUAAUGUUAUUACAAUUGUAGCUACUGGAAAUGGUAUGGAAUUACGUAUACCAAAAGAAAUUGUCCAAAAUCCGUUAAUAUAUGAUAAACCACCACCAUCAUAUAUUGAAAUGAAUAAUGAAAAAGAUAAUACAAAUGUUAAUGGAACAAAUUCAAAGAAUGAAAAUAUUAAUAUUAUUGAAGGAGAUCCUAAUAUACCGUCACAAUCUAAUAAACCUAUUAAUGAAAUUGUUACUAAUGAUAUAAAUACUCAACCUCAUAAAUUAACAUCGAAAAAUACAAAGCCAAAAAUUAAACUUUUUUUAAAUGCUGGAAUUUAUAAAAGAGAAAUUGAAUCUGAAUUUCUUAAUGAAACAACAAUUUCUACCAUUUCUGAUAGUGAUAAAAUAAAACAUUCUAUAAUUAAUGAAACAGAAAUUUUAAAGAAUGACAAUGAAAUUGAAAGUAGUGGAGAUAUUGAUACUUUAAUUAAUACCGAAACAACUAAUAGUUUAAUAAAUACUACUGAAAGCUUUUAUGAUGGAGUAAAUGAAAACAAUUUAAAUUUAAUUGAAGAAAAAUUUAUAGCUAUUGAUCCUGUUAACAAUUAUACAGAAAUGCAUACAACAACAGAAUUAACAUUGAAUGAAGAUAUAACAACAGAUUCUACAAUUAUUACUUCUUUACCAGAUAUUCAUAAAUGUCCAUGUAAAAUUUCUCAUAAUUUUCUUCAUUCAAAUAAUUAUUCUAUUAUAUUUAAUUUAACAAAUUUUAUUAAUUCAACAUUUUCUCCAACAAUAUUAUUUUCUCCUAUAAUUACAAAUAAUGAUGAUAAAAAAAUGUUUUGUGAUUGUGAUUGUAUGUGUAAGAUAAAUGAAUUACUUAACAAAACUAAAGUAACAUCUACAACAACUACAACAACAAUGGCAACUACUACUAUACCAGAAGAUAAAAAAAUUAUUUAUAUAUCAAAUAGACAAAGACAAUGUAAAUGUACUUGUGAUAAUGAAAGUAUUAUUAAUUUUCUUGAUACAAUUAAUUAUAAGAAAUUGAAAGGAAAAUUAUGUAAAUGUACAUGUGAUAUGAAAUCUUUAUUAUCUAUUACUACUACAAUAAAUCCUCCUACAAUUAAUACUUUACAACCAAAUAAAAAAAAAUUAUGUAAAUGUAUAUGUGAAAAGGAAGAAUUUUUUGAUAAACAAAUGACAACAACUGUUAAAAGUACAAAAAAAAAGUUAUGUAAAUGUACAUGUGAUAAAGAAUAA
This is a messenger RNA of Strongyloides ratti, 2082 nucleotides long. RefSeq names its product G protein-coupled receptor, rhodopsin-like family and GPCR, rhodopsin-like, 7TM domain-containing protein. Lineage: Eukaryota; Metazoa; Nematoda; Chromadorea; Rhabditida; Strongyloididae. The transcript is spliced from 3 exons. Gene Ontology annotation, biological process: G protein-coupled receptor signaling pathway. Gene Ontology annotation, molecular function: G protein-coupled receptor activity. Bases 1 to 2082 code for a protein of 693 amino acids. Gene Ontology annotation, cellular component: membrane. The record is from RefSeq and is a predicted model, not a curated record.